AUGGCCAGCGCGGCCGUGCAGCUGCUGGGCUUCCUGCUCAGCUUCCUGGGCCUGGUGGGCACCCUCGUCACCACCCUCCUGCCGCACUGGCGCCGCACGGCGCACGUGGGCACCAACAUCCUGACGGCCGUGUCCUACCUGAAGGGGCUGUGGAUGGAGUGCGUGUGGCACAGCACGGGCAUCUACCAGUGCCAGAUCUACCGCUCGCUGCUGGCGCUGCCGCGAGACCUGCAGGCGGCCCGCGCGCUCAUGGUCAUCUCCUGCCUGCUGUCGGCCGCGGCCUGCGCCUGCGCCGUGGUGGGCAUGAAGUGCACCCGCUGCGCCAAGGGCACGCCGGCCAAGGCCACGUUCGCCGCGCUGGGCGGCGCGCUCUUCAUCCUGGCCGGCCUGCUGUGCAUGGUGGCCGUGUCCUGGACCACCCACGACGUGGUGCAGAACUUCUACAACCCGCUGCUGCCCAGCGGCAUGAAGUUCGAGAUCGGGCAGGCCCUGUACCUCGGCUUCAUCUCCUCGUCGCUGUCGCUCAUCGGUGGCACACUGCUCUGCCUCUCCUGCCAGGACGAGGCGCCCUCCAGGCCCUACCAGGCCCAGCCCAGGGGCGCCCCGGCCACCACCGCACCCGCCUACCGACCCCCCGCCGCCUUCAAGGACAACCGGGCCCCCUCGGCCACCUCGGCCUCGCUCAGCGGGUACAGACUGAACGACUACGUGUGAGUGCCCAGGGCCUGUCCCUCCCCGAGCGCCCAGACGCCGCAGGA
Molecule: messenger RNA, 758 nt
Organism: Neogale vison (American mink)
Lineage: Eukaryota; Metazoa; Chordata; Mammalia; Carnivora; Mustelidae
Gene: CLDN14
Product: claudin 14
Exons: 1
Coding region: 1-714 (237 amino acids)
Biological process (GO): bicellular tight junction assembly; cell adhesion
Cellular component (GO): bicellular tight junction; plasma membrane
Molecular function (GO): structural molecule activity
Source: RefSeq, a predicted model, not a curated record